Dermatophagoides pteronyssinus (European house dust mite) is the source of this 2526-nucleotide messenger RNA. RefSeq lists its product as uncharacterized. The record is from RefSeq and is a predicted model, not a curated record. Gene Ontology annotation, biological process: regulation of mRNA processing; regulation of transcription by RNA polymerase II. NCBI's taxonomy places the organism in Eukaryota, Metazoa, Arthropoda, Arachnida, Sarcoptiformes, Pyroglyphidae. Gene Ontology annotation, cellular component: nucleus. Gene Ontology annotation, molecular function: RNA binding; sequence-specific DNA binding.
ACGAGCUUUUCAGCAUUUGAGUUUAUUUUUGUCUGAGUCUCUGAUGCAUAAUUGAUUUCAGUUUUUGUAGUAAGUAUAUUUUCAAUUAUCAAAAUGGAUCAGAAUACUUUCGAAGCAAGUGAUUUACUUUCGUUUGAUUAUGCUGUGGAUGAUGAACUUAAAGAUAAUGAAGACGAAGAUGUCAAUUGUCUUGAUCAUGAAAACAAAAACAAAGGGAGUGAAAAUGGCGUUACAAAUGUGAAAAAAUCAAAAAAGGACAAAAUUCGGAAAGAAAAAUCCGUUAAUAGCGGCGGCAAAGAAAAAGUAUCGAACGUUAAAUCAUCGACAAAUUCGAAUUCUAACAAUACUAAUAAAAGUAGUGGCGGUGGAACAAAAUCGAAUAAAUCAUUAAAUGUGGUGACUGCAAUGGAUUCGUCAUCGAAAAAAGACAAGAGCUCAUCAACAUCGGCGGCCAUAUUGAAUUCAAAUAGUAGUAAUAAUGGUAAUAAUACCAAAAAAUCCUCACCAAAAAACGAUCAAAAGGAUUCGAAAGGUACCGAAGCUGUCAAAAAAAAUGAAUCUGGGACUGACAUGAAGAAAAAGGAUUCUAUUACAUCGAAAACCGUAAAAAUUUAUGUGAGUGGUAUUAAAGAAGCAACGAAAGCUUCGGAUCUGCAAAAAUUUUUCAAAAAAUCGGCUUCAACAAACAUUUUGGAUGCCAAGAUCAUACGAUUCUCUAAAAUUCCGAACGAAUGUUUUGGCCUAGUAACUGUAGAGAAUGAACCACAAGCCAGUAAAUGCAUCGAGAAUCUGAAUCAAACCAAAUUGAAUGGAGUGGUUGUCACAUUGUCCAAACAAUCACCAUUGAAAACACGAAUGACAGAUUCAAAGGAAAAUGACAGCAGUAAUAAAGAUAAAAAGUUAACAACUACUGAAGCCGUGUCAAAACCUAAAGAAUCAUCCAACAAGGUGAAAUUGGUGGAUAAUAAAAAAACAGAGAAUAAAACUUCUUCGAAACCAACGAUCACUACUAAUAAGAAAUCGGACACAAAGGUAUCGAUUGAAAAGAAAAAAAGCUCAACGUCGAAAAAUGAAAAUGAUAAACCUUCGGACAAAUCGAAAGUAGUAGCAAAAGAAAAAUCAAACAAAGAACCAGCCAAAGAAUCGUCAUCUUCUAAAAGUGUUAAAAAGAAUGAUUCAAAGAAUAAAGAUGAUAAAAACAAAAAGAUUACGAAUGAUAAAAAAUCAUCGGAUCGUCAUCGUCGAAGUCGAUCCAAGUCUAAAUCACCUCGUAGUCGACAGCCAAUUAGACGGCCGAUUUCAUUAAGUCGAGAAUUCAUUCGUAAACAACAGCGACUUGCUAGAUUCAAAGAAAUGCGUGAACGUCAAGAACUCGAACGUAUACGACAAGAAAGAAUUCGAUUCCAAAAAGAAACCGAACGUUUACAGUUGGAACGGCUUCGUUUGGAACGAGAAAAGAUUGAAUUGAUGCGAUGGGAACGAGAAAAAAUCCGUAAAGAAUGCGAUGAAUUGGCUCUACGAAAACAACAGGUGACAGCCGUAGAACCAAUGCAACAUGAACCAUUGCGAACAAAGCGAUAUUUGUCAUCACCAUCAGCAUCUCCGCCACCACCUAUAACCAAUAUAAGAUCAUCUACAUCUAGACGUUUCAAUCGUAGUCGUGGCCAUAAUAGUAGUGCAUCUCGUUCUCGAUCACCGGAAUUCUGCAGCCCUCAUCGUGAGUAUAAUGCUGCUAAUCAUAAUUCAUCAAUCAAACGUGCACCAAGAUCAUUUACUGCUUCUUCAUCAACAGCACUUGAUCAUUCAUCCAGAUUUGAAUCGUCAUCAAGGCGCCGUGAAUCACCACCACCAAGAAAUUUCGGCAAACGAAUUAAUUAUGAGAACGAUUCAAAUGAUUCAUAUGAAAAUAAUCAUAAUCAUCAUCGUCGUCAUUCUACAAGUCAUGGCAGCCAUCAUCAUGAUCGUGAUCGAGAUGAUCGUAAAGAGCUGUCGCGAAGUAAUCGCAUGGAUUCUCCGAUACGUCGUGGAGGUGAUAAUGAGCACCAUCGUUAUAGUGCCAGUGGAGAUAAAGGCGAUAUGCUCAUCAGUUUACAUGCUCAUCCUCAAUCACAACGCAAUCCGUUUGGUGUUCCUUCGGAUGGUCAAUCUAGAGGAGGUGGAUGGCCCAACAUUGCCUCGAAUCAAUGGCAAACUUCAACCCCUAAUGAUCGUUGGAAUAAUGGACCAUCCAGUUCUACCUUUGUUGAAAGUCAAGUUCCACCGCCACAACAACAGCCUCCUUCACAUUCAGUUGGACCAGCCAACUCUUUGAAUACAUCGAUGGUGGCACCUGGACCAGUUCCAUCUAUGAAUGAUAUCUAUUCUAAUAAUUAUUCUGUCAUGCCCAUACCUGGUAUAUCACCAUCAUAUCAAAUGCAUAAUCGGCGUUAUUGAGAUGCUUUGGAUUUUUUCUCCAAUUUUUUUUCUCAAUUUUUUUCCUCAAUUUUCAUUGACAUUUUUUUCAAAAUGGAAUGAGAUCACAUUCAU